This is a messenger RNA of Castor canadensis (American beaver), 1436 nucleotides long. The record is from RefSeq and is a predicted model, not a curated record. Lineage: Eukaryota; Metazoa; Chordata; Mammalia; Rodentia; Castoridae.
UCCAAGUUAGCUGAGCAAGAAGAAGUAGGUGACUUUCCUGUCACCGGUCAGCAUUUCGAUGGUGGACUGGGGCCUUGGCCUUAGGCAGGAUAGAAGGGACUUGUCACCCGGCUGGGGGCUACGGACUGAUGUCCUCCACCUCUGUGUGAGGUGCUCAGGUGGCCUGGGCCACUCUGACCCUCUAACCCCUCCUCCUUCCCCCACAGCUGCCGAAGCGGGAACCGUAAAAGCCUGGUGUAGGGACGCAUCGCCCACUCUCCCGGCCCCUGUCGCCCCUGUCCUGUCCCCACGGUGAGUGGUGGGAGCCACAGUUGGGCGGCUGUGUCCACGUCUCUGCCCUGACUCAGUUUCCCACUUAUCCCUCAGCAGGCAGCAGUCCCCUUGAGAGUCCUCGAAACUUCGCGGCUGCGGCCGGCAUCAACUUCCCCUUCGCCCGGAGGUGAGUGGCCCGUGGGGGUGGCGUGCAAUUUGGUGGCUCAGUGGCCUAGUGGCUUGGUGGCUUGGUGGCAGGACCGCCCUCCUCACUGUCUCUCCCCUCCCCGGCCCCUGCCUACCCGGCGGUGGUCCCUACCCACACGGCCUUCUGCAGUCAGGCCCCCCGCGUGGACAGGUAAUCACAAAGACCCCCCGGGGGAGGUGGGGACAUGGGAACCGUGGCCCCACUAACAAAAUCCCUCAUUAAAAGCUGCCGUGGUGGACCGGGCACCUUACUUCACAUAUUCACUCAGCUACAUUUAUUAAGUACCUACCCCACGCUGGGGACUGAGGACACAGCACACCUGGGAAACAGAACCCUGGGGUCCAGUGGAGGUGGCCAGUGUGUCCCCUCCCCCCACAGCAGCUGCAACUCACAGGUCAAAGCUUGGUCGGGGACACACCGGGAGGGCUGCCUGGAGGAGGCGUCUGCAGGUCAGGACGCACACACUGCACGGGUUGGCUUGAGUCCCCAUGCGGCCCUCACAGCAGGUCCUCCCUUCAACCGGGCAGGGAUCUGUUGGUCACACUUCCUGCCCAGGUCCCACAAACCCUGAGGACCGGGUGGGCUGUCUUUCUAUGUCUUCUUGUCCCUCCUGCAGGGCAGACGGCCAGAAGAUGGUCCCUGGCCUUCUCCCGUCUUCUGGCUAUGGCACCAACACACCCAGCUCCACUGUCUCGUCAAGCUCGUCCUCCCGGGAGCGCCUCCACCAGCUUCCCUUCCAACCCACGGCGGACGAGCUGCGCUUCCUGUCCAAGCACUUCCGCAGUCGGAGAGCGUGGUGGACGAGGACGGGGGCCGGUCACCCCGCCUGCGGCCCCGCUCCCGCAGCCUCAGCCCGGGCCGCACAUCCGGGACCUUUGACAACGAGAUCGUCAUGAUGAACCACGUGUACCGGGAGCGGUUCCCCAAGGCCACCGCCCAGAUGGAGGGUCGCUUGCAGGACUUCCUGGCACGCGCC